Molecule: messenger RNA, 2754 nt
Organism: Musca vetustissima
Lineage: Eukaryota; Metazoa; Arthropoda; Insecta; Diptera; Muscidae
Gene: Cog3
Product: conserved oligomeric Golgi complex subunit 3
Exons: 9
Coding region: 10-2754 (914 amino acids)
Biological process (GO): intracellular protein transport; intra-Golgi vesicle-mediated transport; Golgi organization
Cellular component (GO): COG complex; membrane; cis-Golgi network
Source: RefSeq, a predicted model, not a curated record
GCAGGCAGAAUGGAUGACGUCGCAAGUGUUCAAUUGGAAAAUGAAAAUUUACGGAAAAUAAGGUCCAGAUUGCUGCAAUGGGAAACAAAAAGUAAUGGACUAGCAGCGUUGAACGUGGUCCAAGAGGAAUGUUUGGAGCAAAUCAACCUUGUGUGGUCACAGGACAAUGCCGAUCCAGAUGACUGUAGUAAGGACACUGAAGUGAAGAACAACAUUGAAGAAAAUGGGUUAGUGCCUUCACUUAACGAUUUGAAAUUGACUACGGUAUCGGGUAUUGAUACUACCCAUGAUUUUUUGGUGUGGUACGAUCGGGUUCAUGCCGAAAUUCAAGAAAAUACUGACAUCGCAUCGCACCGCUAUCUGCACCAAUUGAUGACAAGGAGUAAUGAAUGUGCUCAUAUAUUGGAUCAGAUUGAACAAGCCAUGGCUCGACUGAAGACCCUAAGAGAGGAAUAUGCAUUCGUUUCAGACAAAACUGAAGCGCUGAACACCGCAAGCGAACAGUUAAUCGAAGAACAGGAAAAACUUCAGAAAUUGGGCGAAGAUAUACACAAACGUUUGCACUAUUUUAGUCAGGUAGAAUUGCUUAAUCAGCGCUUACAUAGCCCUACGCUGUCGGUAGCUUCAGAAUCAUUCCGAGAAUGUUUGAAUAAAAUCGAUGACUGCCUUACCUACUUAAAGGAGCAUCCGACAUUCAAAGAUUCCCAUGCAUACACUGUUAAAUAUAAACAUUGUUUGGCCAAAGCAGUCACAUUGAUCAAGAAUUACGUCAAUAAUGUUAUGUCUCAAGCGACAGAAGCCACUCUACGACCUAGAAAUAUUACACCUAGUGGUAGUGGAGACAUUGCUCCUACUUCGCCUGAUGCCGCAUUCGCACUAUAUUAUGGAAAGUAUCAAACGUCAGCGGCAAAGGUGAAAAGAGUUUCGCAAAUGAUUGAAUCUCGAGUCGAUGUUUGCCCAGAAUAUGCCAACCUAUUGGCGGAAAUGCAGCAAAACUAUUUGAAUGAAAGAUCCACAAUAAUGACGCCAUCAGUGGAUAAAGCCAUCAAGGACAUAAAGGCUCAACACAAGGGAGACCACUGUACGUUGAUGCGUAGCUCCUGUUCAUUUUUGGUGCACAUCUGUCAAGACGAACAUCGUCUGUAUUAUCAAUUCUUUGCAACAGAAAGUGAAGUGCUGACGACAUAUUUGGAAAGUUUAUGUAAUAUUUUGUAUGACACAAUGCGUCCAUUUAUUAUUCAUAUAAAUCAUUUGGAAACACUAGCAGAAAUUUGCUCUAUUUUGAGAAUAGAAAUGUUGGAAGAACAUGUUCAGCAAAAUCCCACGCCUCUUGAAGCGUUUGCUUCCGUUGCCAACCAGUUACUACAAGAUGCCCAAGAACGUUUGGUAUUUAGAGCCCAUUUGUAUUUGCAAUCAGAUAUAUUAAAUUAUAAUCCAUCUGCUGGUGAUCUGGCUUAUCCAGACAAAUUGGAAAUGAUGGAGAGCAUUGCUUUAUCAUUACAAGAACCGGCACAGUUGAAACGCUUUGACUCCAGAUCAUCGUUGAUAUCUACAAAUUCAAACAUUACUGAGGCCGAAAGUGUUGACACAAGCGUAAGCCGUGUUCGAAGUAUGAAUUCGCCAGCCGAUUUACAUGGUAUGUGGUAUCCAACUGUAAGGCGUACCCUAGUAUGUUUAUCUCGUUUGUAUCGCUGUGUCGAUAGACCAAUAUUUCAAGGAUUGUCACAGGAGGCCUUAAAGUUGUGUAUACAGAGUGUUUCAUCAGCUGCUACUAAGAUAGCCCAAGCUAAGACUCCCAUUGAUGGUGAAUUAUUCGAGAUUAAGCAUUUGCUUAUAUUGCGGGAGCAAAUUGCACCAUUCCGAGUGGACUUUACAGCUAAAGAGACUUCGUUGGAUUUUAGCAAAGUAAAGACGGCUGCAUUCGGUCUUUUACAGAAAAGAAAGCAGCUCUUUUCGAUGGGUAGUAAUAAUGCCUUGCUGGAAUUCCUGCUCGAAGGUACCCCGCAAAUUAAAGAACACCUAUUGGACUCUCGAAAAGAGGUCGAUAGACAGCUAAAAUUAAGCUGCGAACAGUUUAUUAAGGAUGCGGUGCAUACAUUAGCUGCACCACUAAUGUUAUUCCUUGACAAAGCACAAGCCGUGGUCAACAGUGAUGCUAAAAUUGCUUCGACUAGCAAGGACCAACCGCAGCCGCAUCCUGCCGUUACGAAAGUCAACUAUACAUUGAGGCAAAGUUCUUGGGCAAGUCCACAACAAAUUAGCAGUGUCAUACAAGAAACCCAACGUCUGAUCAAGACCAAAUUACCUGCUUUGCAAAGAUCCAUGCAAUUGUAUUUGAGUAAUCGUGAUACUGAGUUCAUAAUAUUCAGGCCUAUUAGAAAUAAUGUUAUACAAUCAUUUGUAAAACUGGAACAACUAUUGACGACAAAUGGCUACAGUGCAGACGACAUGAUCAUAACUAGUUGUCCAUCAGCAGAGCAGGUCUCUAUAUUACUUUCUAGCGCCAGUAUUCUUGCAACGGAGGCAAUUGUAAAUUUCUCAGCUUCUCAGCGCAAAAUUAGUGCUUCUUCUAGUGAUGCUGGUUGUCCCACUCCUCCCAGGAAAAUAUCUCUGGACAAGAAAGUCAGUUUCGAGGGGGGAUCCACCAACGUGUCGAGUCACAUGGAAAAUUUGACAGAAGUAUCGGAAUCCUCUGGGAAUAAUAGCAAUGUGACUUCGCCAACGGCCCAAUCACCAGUGCCCCCACCUCAAUAA